AUGGCAAUGACCAAGAUGCAGAUGCAGGUGGUAGACCCCCCCACCCCCUCAAAGCCCUGCACAACCUACGAAACCAUGUGCAGCCACUGCAAAUUCCACUACGUCCAGCUCCGGCACCUCGCCGUCCUCCCCGAAGACCUCACCUACACACGCGGCACCUUCCCCGUGAUCUUCACCAUCCACGUCAAGCUCGACCUAGGGCUGGACGAGAAGCUCGUGCACGUGGACCACGGCGAAUCUGCCGUGCAGACAAUGCGGGCCAAGUUGCUGGAGACGUAUUUCGUCGCCGUGCCGAUCUACAGCCACUACAGCUCACGAACGGAGAACGGGACGACGCACGUGCAUCAGAGUCUGCUGUUUGAUUUCCCCUGGCGCGUGAAUGGGACGAAGGCGUGGAGGGCUUUUGUUGCGAGGUACGUGAGUAUUGCCGUGUUUGAGAAACGGCAUACGUUUAGGCCCAAGGCGCGGGUUAUGCCGGCUCCGGAGGAGUGGGAGGUUACGGUGCCCGGGGCUCAGGAGGAAGGGCAUCUUUGUUGGGUUAGGUUGAGGUGGUUUCUUGAGAGGGAGGGGGUUGGGGCGUUUAUUUAA
Aspergillus mulundensis is the source of this 588-nucleotide messenger RNA. RefSeq lists its product as uncharacterized. NCBI's taxonomy places the organism in Eukaryota, Fungi, Ascomycota, Eurotiomycetes, Eurotiales, Aspergillaceae. The coding region runs from base 1 to 588 and encodes 195 amino acids. The record is from RefSeq and is a predicted model, not a curated record. The transcript has a single exon.